Molecule: messenger RNA, 2676 nt
Organism: Candoia aspera
Lineage: Eukaryota; Metazoa; Chordata; Lepidosauria; Squamata; Candoiidae
Gene: BPNT2
Product: 3'(2'), 5'-bisphosphate nucleotidase 2
Exons: 5
Coding region: 102-1154 (350 amino acids)
Biological process (GO): phosphatidylinositol phosphate biosynthetic process; skeletal system development
Cellular component (GO): endomembrane system
Molecular function (GO): 3'-nucleotidase activity
Source: RefSeq, a predicted model, not a curated record
CCGACCGCCCGCCGGCCGUGAGGCGCCAUGGGCCCGCGGUGACGGCGACGCCGCGUCGGGCCUCCCUCGCCGCCGCCGCCGCUCGCUGGGCCUCCGCGGCCAUGGCGCCGAUGGGGAUCCGGCUCUCCCCGCUGGGCGUGGCCGUCUGCUGCCUGCUGGGGCUCGGCGUGCUCUACCACCUGUACUCGGGCUUCCUGGCCGGCCGCUUCGCCGCCCUCGUGCUGGGCGGGCCGCCGCCGCCGCCGGGCGCCAGCCUGGUGGACCUGCGCGAGCUGCUGGCGGCCUCGGUGGCGGCGGCCGUGCGCGGCGGCGCGGAGGUGCGGCGGGUGCGCGAGGGGAACGCCCUGCACGCGCGGGCCAAGGGCAAGACCCGCGAGGGCGCCGAGGAGAAGAUGACCAGCGGGGACCUCCUCUCCAACCGCCAGAUGUACUUCCUGCUCAAGGCCGCCUUCCCCGACGUGCAGAUAAAUACAGAAGAACACGUUGACGAAGAUGACCAGGAGCUAGUUUCCUGGGACCACACAAUUCCUGAAGAUAUCGAGAAGCAAGUCCAGCCUAAACUGGUUCAUGCAGAGAGUGUUACCGUGUGGAUUGAUCCAUUAGAUGCAACUCAGGAAUAUACAGAGAAUCUUCCACAGUAUGUUACUACAAUGGUGUGCGCAGCUGUAGAUGGCAAACCAGUAAUAGGAGUAAUUCAUAAGCCAUUUUCUGGAUAUACUGCUUGGGCAAUGGUCAACGGAGGGUCAAAUAUUAAACCGCGUUCUUCCUACAACGAGCAGACUCCUACGAUCAUCGUGUCCCGAUCACAUGAAGGACGAGUAAAGCAGGUUGCUUGGCAGAGCUUUGGGAAUAAAACCGCCAUCAUUAAAGCCGGCGGAGCAGGGUAUAAAGUUUUAUCUCUCCUCAAUGUACCAGAAGCAAACCAGGAAAAAGCAGAUGUCUACAUUCACGUAACAUAUAUCAAGAAAUGGGAUAUUUGUGCGGGGAAUGCGGUGCUGAAGGCGCUUGGAGGGCAGAUGACCACCCUGGCAGGGGAGGAAAUCAGUUACACAGGCUCAGAUGGCAAUGAAGGUGGGCUGAUCGCUAGCAUCAAGAUGAACCACAGGGCACUGGUUGAAAAGCUUCCUGUUCUCACCAAGACAUCGCCGAAUUGAAUUCCGAAGAGUGAGCAAGUAAGUUUGCAGAAAGGUAAAUUAAUCUUUGGAAGAUGCUGCAAAUUAAUUUGCUUUUUGAGGACCAUGUCUUGCCAUGGCAGCAUUUAGAAGCAAGUUGAUUGGAGUGCACAAUGGGUCUGCCGCUUCGGUGUCAAGCUUUUUUAAUUUUUUGAGACUGUUUCCUGCCCAAACACUACUGAGGAAUCCAGAUGGGUGCUUGUCAUAAAGGAAGCUUGUGGCAAUAUUGGUUUGGGUAAACCAUCCCUCGUUAUUAAAGUAUGCUUUGUAAUGUCUGGCAAAAGAAAAUACUGGGUUUGAUUCACUUGAAAUCUACCGAUAAAUAAUCUUCAUUCCUUUGGGAUACAAAGUCAGGAAAGCUGAACCUUCCUCAUGGUGGACUAUUCUAUAAAUUUGAAAUGAUAAAGGAAACAUUUGGAUCUAUUUGAAUGUUUACUUGAAAAUUCAAACCAGCUUAACGUGGAUGAGUGUUACUAUCUCUGUGGGUUUUAUUAUAUUUUUUAUUAUAACAUUUUUCUGUGGGUCAUUUAAAAGAAUGGUGUUCACUUGUACUGUUUCAACUACUGAAUAUUGCCAUUAUAAACUGUUACGUUCCUGAAAUGCUUUUCAUUUGGUGUUGAGCUUAUAAAAUAGCUACCUGCCUCUGAUCAUUUAUUAAGCUCUUUAAGCAAAGGAACAUGAAUAUUUUUUUGCCAACAGAAAAUGAAGAUUGUACAUCACGUGCAAACUUUUAUAAGGGAUUUAACGUAUCUUCUUCUUAGCUAUUUUAAUUAUGGAAUUUAGAAAUCUGUGCCCUAAAUCUUGAUUAGCCACUGUAAAAUUAUAUUCUGUUUUAUCUUUGGACUGGGCAUAAAAGUUUAGAAACUAUCAUGGAUUCGGAGACAGAUGGGUGCGAUUAACAGCUUGUUUUCCUUUUAUUGAAUGUAUUUGUGAGAACGACAGCUACGCUUUUGCUUCUUGACACAAAACAUUAAAGGCUUGUCUUAGCGUGAAAUUGUUAGCAGGUAGUAGCUGAAAAAAAUUGGGCAUUGAGUUGGUGGAUGGAGAUAAUCAAGGUUUGAGGGCAGAUUGUCCCACAUUAAUUUGGGGGCCGGUGGGAGGCCCGAGAUAUCCUUGACGGACUGUUCCCCUGCUGGUUUCAGAUAUGCCAGAAGAUUGUUAGAAAUCUCACAGGCAGCAAACUAGUUAAAUGUCACAGUACAAAAGGCCAGUAGAAACAACCCACAAAUGCAUUUGUUUUAUUGCAAAUACAUUUUUUUUCCGUUUAUACUUUUGACAAUAUGACAAGCUAAACUUUUUAAUUAAUAGCUGAAAAUGCAAUCCUGCAUUGUCUUCUCAGAAGUAAAUCUCAUUGUUUUUAGUGGGCUUUACUCAGAUCUAAUUUUUAAAAAAUUGCUGCUUGGCUGGUGAUAUUAGUUGAAAGCUUUUUUUUUUUUUUUAGGAAAUUAGGAAACGAGCAUCUUAAAACUAUUUGAAAAUUAAAUGCUCUACAAAUGCUGUCUAA